AUGCGUUUCUAUUUCUAUGCAUUCGUUGCACUCGCUGCAAUUGCUAAACCUGUCAUCUCAGCACCAUCCCAUCACGAUGGCGAGCUGUCUGACCUUGAAGUCGGCCCUAGCCUUCUGAUCCCUAGUGGCUCUGUCCCCUCUUCCGGCCUUAUAGUCAAGUGUCUUCCCGUCGACGAGCCCCCUGCCGGCCGUCAUACCUCGGAUCCCGAAGAAGAGUGUUUCCACGGACGAACUGCUCCGACCUGGAAUGAGGACGAGCCCUGGAACGGUGGCUCCAUCGGCUGCAACUACUACCCCAACGGACCCGAACCCAAGACCGAAAAGUACGAGUUGAUUCCCGGUGAUCAAGGCGCUGCUAUUCAGAAUGUAACGAUCUCGGCCGAAUUCGAGUCUAUGCAGCCUCUGCAGAUCAAGAUGACCGUCAACAACACCACGCCCCUGCCCAUCACCUUCUGGAAGGAGUGGUCCCCUGUUAGCAAGCGCGGUUGGGAACUUGGCUACUUCUCCAUCGAGUCCGAGAUCUGGGGCCAGUUCUUCGGCAGAGUCGGCCAGAAGUACCGCAUGGCUACUCUGACGGACAUCCCCAAGCGACCCGAGAAUAGCGAGGAGUUGGUUCAGCUCAACCCCGGCGAGUCAAUCUCUGAAGUUGUCGAGAUCCCCCACUGUGUACCCAAGCAAGGCUCUGAUCUUUGUAAGCCUUACAUGUGGGAACGCUGGACCGAGAUGCUCCGACUGGCGGGCAUCAAGAGAAUCUUUAUCCAGGGAGACUGGUAUGGUAUCUGGGCCCAGCCCAAGGAGGAGGUUAUGGAGACCUUGGUGGACGAGCCCAUGUUGGGUUACUGGACUCGCUGGUGGGCCAACAAUGUUUUGUUGCCCACGCCCGAGCAGCUCAAGGAGUUUGGCACCUACCUCCCUUUCAAUAAGCCUUGGUACGAGACUGAGGCAGCCUUGGUGGGAAACUUUACUGCUGUUUAG
Messenger RNA from Fusarium pseudograminearum CS3096, 975 nucleotides. RefSeq lists its product as uncharacterized. Lineage: Eukaryota; Fungi; Ascomycota; Sordariomycetes; Hypocreales; Nectriaceae. The record is from RefSeq and is a predicted model, not a curated record. The transcript has a single exon. Bases 1 to 975 code for a protein of 324 amino acids.